Molecule: messenger RNA, 1620 nt
Organism: Rotaria sp. Silwood2
Lineage: Eukaryota; Metazoa; Rotifera; Eurotatoria; Philodinida; Philodinidae
Source: the annotation of a GenBank genome assembly
AUGGCUCGAUCAACCAGUAACAACCAAAACAGUACACAGCAAAGUCGUGGUCGAAUAACCAAAGCAAAAAAUGUUGGUCGUACAUCAAUUCAAAAACGAUCAUCAACAACUCGCAAUAGUAACACGAACAACAAACAGACGAAUGCACGUAAUCGUACUCGUUCGUCUGUUCGUGCUAUUUCAACAACACGUAGUCGUUUGAAUACUAAUAAUCAUAAACGAAGUCUAUUGAGUAAUAAUAACAAGAGUCGAUCGUCAAUCCGAAAUGUUCAUGCACUAAACAAUAGUGCAGUUCGACAUGAACGUUCAACAAAUGCAUCACGAGGAACUAGUAGAACAAAGAAGAAUUUGUUAUCUGUCGAUGCACGAAAGAAAAAGACGAAAUGCAUUACGGGUCGUUUAAAUGACAAGAAAAAAAAUACAAUACGUGGCAAGAAUAAUAAUAAUAAUAAUCGACAACGACGACAACCAAGUCGUGAUCAACAAAGUGAACGUUUGUUGAAUGUUUUAUGUGCUGUAUGUGGUGAUCGAUCAUCUGGGAAACAUUAUGGUAUCUACAGUUGUGAUGGUUGUUCGGGAUUUUUCAAACGAAGUAUUCAUCGACAUCGUCAUUAUGUGUGUAAAGCUCAAGGUGAAUUGAAAGAUAAAUGUCCUGUUGAUAAGACUCAUCGAAAUCAAUGUCGAUCUUGUCGAUUAGCUCGAUGCUUCUUGGUCAAUAUGAAUAAAGAUGGUAAUUAUAUAUCGGAUACUGUUACUCGACAAAAAAUUCAAACUUUUGUUUCUAUAGCGGUACAACAUGAACGUGGACCACGUAAAGCAAAACAGAAAAUUCUCAGUGUUUCUAAUAUGAUUUUACCGACUUCAACUGGAUCAACAGCACCACCUGUUGCUUGUUCAUCAUCUCCAACAAUAGCAAAUGUUUCAACUACAUCAAUAUCGAAUCAUUUCAAUCGAAAGCCUAAACUUCUUCCAACACAAUUACAGCAACUAUCUUGUUUACCAACAAUUGACAAUUAUAAUCCGUUCCCAACAAUCAUUAAUCAAAUAACAUUAUACGAAGCAGCAGCACGUCUUUUAUUUACUAUGACAAAUUGGUUAGAAACAGUACCUUCAUUUAAAAUUCUUCCUAAUGAUGAUCAACGUUCUCUUCUUGAAGAUAAUUGGCAUUAUCUUCUUAUAGUUAAUUUAAGUCAAUGGAUGGUACCUAUAAUGGCUAUUCAAUUAACAAACAGUACACUUACACAAACAGAUCAAAUAGAAAUCCAACGUAUAUGUGAUUGUAUUUAUAAAUUACGAUCACUUGCAUUAGAUGCUUAUGAAUAUACUUACAUUAAAACUCUUUCACUUUAUCAAUCUUCAGCUAAACUAUUAAUUAAUCAAAGUCAUAUUGAUGCUUGUCAAGAACAUGUUCUUUUUGUAUUACGUACAAGUUUAAUGUCUCAUUCAACAACAACAUAUUCAAUAAAAUUUAGUCAACUUAUUGGUAUAAUUCAAAUGAUGAAUCAGAUAUCAGCUAAUAGUGUACAACGUAUUUUAUUUCCAAGUAUAACACAUGAUGUACCGGUUGGUAAAAUUCUUUGGGAACUUUAUCGAUCAAAAUCAAGUGAAACAACAAUAUAA